This is a messenger RNA of Monascus purpureus, 2796 nucleotides long. Lineage: Eukaryota; Fungi; Ascomycota; Eurotiomycetes; Eurotiales; Aspergillaceae. The record is from the annotation of a GenBank genome assembly.
AUGGAUGCAACUCGGGGUCCUUCUAUAUCCGACGCGCAGGACGCCUCGCAGUCCUCUCUCUUCACGCGACGGCACAAGUCUUUUCCAACACAGUCAACGAGAUCUGAAGAUCUCUUCUCCAUCGAUCCAGCAUCCCCUGAAGUAAUUAACUCUUUGAUCUCCUCACUUUCUUCCAUAGCAGUACCUGUCCAAGACCAUUUUGAUGGCGUUCUGUCCGGCAGAUCCCAUACAGUUCUUUCCUCUCCUGGUUAUGCGACGACUCGGAAUUCCAUUGACCAUUUAUGCAACGGUUCGUCAGAUUAUUUUUCGUCAAAAGAGCAUGGCCUUCGAGCGGCACACCAGACUUACAAGCACCUCAAUGAGCCAACGGAAGGUCCCUUCCUUCAUCCGGACGAUGCCGCCAUCGCACCCGUCGUCCGUAUGGCCAGGGCUCCAAUGUCUCCCAAGUCGCCCAAGUCAAAACAUUGCUUUCAUUCAGAGCUUUCCACAGGAAGGCCGGCUUCGAGGGCAUCGUAUGCGUCUUCGCAGAUAGCCGGUGAUGGAGACUCGACAUUUGGGAUGAUCAGCGCAGAACCUGGACCACGUCUUUCAACCGCUGCCAGCAUCGCUUCAUCAAGUUCUGGCGGGAAAAGGAGUAGCCUCAAAAGCCCACUAGGGUUGUUGAAGAAAACAUCGCGUGAAUUUGCUCAUGAUAAACAGAGACUGGCUGACCGUUUGAAGAAAAGAAACAGCUACAAUGACAGCCUGAGGUAUAACUCCCCUCGCAACGGGGCCAGUCUACGUUCUAUGCGUUCUAUGGCCGACCUCGCAGAGGAAGGCCGGUCCAACAGUUCUGCGGUGGGGCUGCCUAAGGGGAAUACAGCGAGCAUGCCAUCAAACUCGGAACCACAGUCUCUGUCAGCACUCGCACCGGAGGGUCGAAGCAACACGCCAGUGAGUAUCACAGCUGGCAGGGUCAUUCCCACUCGGGAUUCGUCUUUGCGGCAUAGUUUUUCCAAUUCGAGGAAGCCCAGAUCAAGUCGCCACAGUCGUUACUCUUCCAUGGGCAGCAAUGAAUUGGAAACUGCGAAAAACAUUUUUGACGAUGGCAGCGAAGCAGAGAAGAUUACGCGAAGGAUACAGGAACUAAAAGAGCAACAACAAAGGAUUAGGAGCGAGAACGAAGUGGGUCCUAGUUCUCCCGGAUCAACAAGGACAGUACCUAGCAGGCAAGCUAGGAACUCUCAAACUCGAAGUGAAAUUAUUGACUGGGAACCCUUGUUGGAGAACGUUGCAGAUGGAGCGAACGGUGACACGGCAAUUUCCGAGGAGAGUGCCCCGUCGCCUGCUGUUAUGACGGGGAGAAGUAGAACCCAUAACGUACCUCAUGACUCUCGCUCAUCGAUGAGCCAAUCCCCUCCCGAAAAGAAAAGUUCCAGAUAUUCCCUGGAGCGUUCCAAUUCUCUGAAUACAAAACACCAUAGACGGCUUCCGUCCAAUCCAGUGCCCUCAAGCCGCGCCUCUUUGGGGGAGGGACGGCCAUCGAGUGCCGAUUCUAUUGAUGAAGCAGUUCUGGCGCAUUUAACUUCCUCGAAAUUUACCCAGAAAGUGACCCAUCCCACUACCGGUCGUACAAUAGCAUUCUCUGAGGUUGGAGACCCUAAAGGUCACGUGGUGCUUUGCUGUCUUGGAAUGGGCGUUACGAGGUAUCUGAUGGCUUUUUACGAUGAGUUGGCGCGAACUCUGCAUCUCCGACUGGUCACUUUGGACCGCCCUGGAAUUGGAGAGAGCGGUCCUUACCUCGAUGAAUUGGGUACACCUCUUUCAUGGCCCGACGAUGUUGCAAUUGUUUGCAAUCACCUUAAGGUCACCAAGUUUUCUAUCCUUGCGCACUCUGCUGGGGCGAUAUAUGCGUUGGCGACAGCUUUGAGAAUUCCACAACACAUUCGCGGUCGUAUUCACCUUUUGGCACCUUGGAUACCUCCUUCUCAACUAUCUAGCAUUUGUGCCCAAAAGGUACCUGUGCCCAGCAAUGCUGUCCCAUACUCGCAAAGGAUCCUCCGUGCUUUACCCCCAUCCGUCCUGAAAGUUGCCAACGCCAGCUUUUUGACUGCUACGAGCGCUAGCAUCACUGCAAAUCUACCGAAAUCCUCCCGCAGAAGUAGACGAAAACCCUCCGGGAAGGAUUCGUCUACUCAUGCAGGGGCUAAGUCAAGCAACACCCAAAGUGUUAAAUCCGAAGUACGAGACGAAGAGACUGCCCCCAAGACAUCUCGAACAACCAAGACUCCAACCACAUCCGAUGGCUCAACCACCAAUACUGGAAAUACGAAGCGGGAAACUCCACUCGCUACUUCUGAGGCACCUGAGGCCCGUGAGCGCCAGAUAGACUAUGAUACCAGGCUUACUUACAAGAUUUGGCAGCUGGCAACCACGAACGCGAACCCAGCAGUCGAUCUCCUCGUUUGCUUGGAACGCCGCCAAGAAAUUGGAUUCCGGUACGCCGAUAUUACUCGACCUAUUAUUGUCCACCAUGGAAGUCGAGAUACUCGUGUUCCUGUCGAUAAUGUCCGCUGGCUGGGCAAGACGAUGAGGCGAUGCGAAGUCCGAAUUCUCGAGGGGGAAGGCCAUGGGCUGAUGGCAUCAGCCCCCGUGAUGAGUGGUGUCCUGACGGAGAUUGCAAAGGAAUGGGAAGACUGGAUGAAGUUAGUCCAAGGAAAACGUAGGGCGACAGUCAAUCACGCAGCACGAUCAGCUCCUUACCCCGCCCUUCCUGAAGCCGCUGCAGGUCAUGUGGUCUUCGGUGGCUUUGUUUGA